CAUGCGCGUGCCUUUCCCUGUGGCCCGGGGGCUGAGAACAGAGGAAGUUCAUUUACUGAUCAGAGUGUGCCCUGAGAGGCCGCACUGCUCCUUCUCCCACAUUCACUGGGGAGUCUUGCUCUGCAAGUGCAAUUGCAGGCGGUUCGGGAGCACACACCCCAGACCUGCCGCCCGCUGCUUCUGUGCCUCUGCAUCUGCCACCGUGGGCCCCAAGUUCCAGCGACUUCUCCUGUCCCACACUUUCUGCUUUGCUCUCCAGGUGUCCUGAAGAAAGGGGACGUGCUCCCGAGAGUUUCCACGGUGAUGACAGCAUUUGAAGAUGUGGCUGUGUACUUUACAUGGGAGGAAUGGCAGAACAUGAACAAUGCUCAGAAAAUCCUGUACAGAGAUGUGAUGCUGGAGACCUACAGCAGCCUCUUCUCCUUGGGGCACUGCAUUACCAAACCUGACUUGAUCUUCAAGUUGGAGCAAGGAGAAGAGCCAUGGAUGGUGGAUGAAUGCUUGAAUCAGAGCCUUUCAGUGGGCAUGAAAAGGGAUGACCUGAUUAGGAUCAACCAGGAAAGUCAGGACAACAAUCUGAAUCAGGAUUUUAUGAAAAAUAAGAAGACAUCAGCUCUCAAGAGAAUUGAAUUAAGAAAAACCCUUAGUUUAAAUUCAAGCCAUAUUCCAACACUGAUUAUUAAAAAGGGAAUCUAUUCAGGAUUGAAGCCAGAGGAAUGCAAUAAAUGUCACACUGUGUAUCCCCCCAGUGGGUCUGAUCAACUACAGGGUGAAGAGAAAUUUGAUAACACUAUGAUACCUGGAAAAUCUCUCCAGUUCCGUGAGCCUUUUAGUCAGCAUGACAAGAUUCACAUCAUGAAGCAUCCAUUUGGACCCACUGGACAAGCAAAAGUCUUCACAAGAAAGAUGUUCUGUAAAUCUGAGAGGGUUCAUAUGGCAGAAAACUGUAAUAAAUCAACUGUCACUUUUGGAAAAGCAACUCAAAUAGAAAAGGCUAUCUAUGGAAAUUCUAGCCUCAAUAUGCAUCAACAAACUCACACAAGAAAGAAAUUUUAUAAGUACAUCAUGUAUGUUGAACCUGUCAUUCACCAGUCACAUCUUACAAUAAACCAGAGAAUAAAUACAAGGGAAAAACUUUACACAUGUAAGCCUUGUGGAAAAUCACUCAGUUUUAAUUCACCUUCUGAAUGUAAUGACUGUGGAAAGGCCUUUGGACAAAAGUCAGUCCUCAGGAAACAUCAGCAAAUUCACACAGGGGAGAAACCUCAUGAAUGUAGUGACUGUGGAAAAGCCUUUACACAAAAGUCAUACCUCAUAAACCAUGAGCAAAUUCACACAGGAGAGAAACUUUAUAAAUGCCUUCAUUGUGGAAAAGGCUUUCUGUGGAAGUCAGACCUCAUAGUACACCAGAGAAUUCACACAGGGGAGAAACCUCAUAAAUGUAAUGAUUGUGGAAAAGCCUUUGGAACAAAGUUACACCUCAAGAAACAUCAUCGAAUUCAUACAGGAGAGAAACUUCAUAAAUGUAAUGACUGUGGAAAAGCCUUUGGACACAAGUCAGCCUUCCUCAUACACCAGCGAACUCACACAGGAGAGAAACCUCAUAAAUGUAAUGACUGUGGAAAAGCCUUUGGACAAAAGUCACACCUCAUCGUACACCAGCAAAUUCACACAGGGGAGAAACCUCAUAAACGUAAUGACUUUGGAAAAGCCUUUGGAAGAAAGUCACACCUCAUCAUAUACCAGCGAAUUCACACAGGGGAGAAACCUCAUAAAUGUAAUGACUGUGGAAAAGCCUUUGGACAAAAGUCACACCUCAUCGUACACCAGCGAAUUCACACAGGGGUGAAACCUCAUAAAUGUAAUGAUUGUGGAAAAGCCUUUGGACGAAAGUCAUGCCUCAUUAUACACCAGCGAAUUCACACAGGGGUGAAACCUCAUACAUGUAAUGUUUGUGGAAAAGCCUUUGGACGAAAGUCAUGCCUCAUCGUACACCAGCGAAUUCACACAGGGGAGAAACCUCAUAUAUGUAAUGAUUGUGGAAAAGCCUUUGGACGAAAGUCAUGCCUCAUCAUACACCAGCGAAUUCACACAGGGGAGAAACCUCAUAAAUGUAAUGACUGUGGAAAAGCCUUUGGACAAAAGUCAAACCUUGUAAUGCACCAGAGAAUUCACACAGGGGAGAAACCUCAUGAAUGUAAUGACUGUGGAAAAGCCUUUGGACAAAAGUCACACCUUAUCGUACACCAGCGAAUUCACACAGGGGAGAAACCUCAUAAAUGUAAUGCUUGUGGAAAAGCCUUUGGAACAAAGUCAAACCUCAAGAAACAUCAGCGAAUUCACACAGGGGAGAAACCUCAUAAAUGUAAUGACUGUGGUAAAGCCUUUGGAAGAAAGUCACACCUCAUCAUACACCAGCGAAUUCACACAGGGGAGAAACCUCAUAAAUGAAAUGACUGUGGAAAAGCCUUUGAACAAAAGUCACACCUCAUCAUACAUCAGAAAAUUCACACAGGGGAGAAACCUCAUAAAUGUAAUGACUGUGGAAAAGCCUUUGGACAAAAAUCACACCUCAUAUCACACUGGAGAAUUCACACAGGGGAGAAACCCCAUGAAUGUAAUGACCAAGGGAAAGCCUCUGGAUAAAAGUCAAUCCUUUGGAAACAUCAGAGAAUUCCCACAGGGAAGAAACCUCAUAAAUGUAAUGACUUUGGAAAAGCCUUUGGACAAAAGACAAACCUCAUAUCACAGCAGAGAAUUCACACAGGGUAGAAAACUCAUGAUUGUAAUAACUGUGGAAAGCAUUUAGCCAUAAGUCAACCUUCAUCAUGCAUCAGAGAAUUCACACAGGGCAGAAACCUUAUGAAUGUAAUCACUGGAAAAGCCUUUGGACAAAAGUCAAACAUAAUGCACCAGAGAAUGCACACAGUGUUAAAACUUCAUGAGUGUAAUGACUGUGGAAAAACUUGAUUUGAAGUUCCAACUCCAAAUGCAUCAGAGGAUUCACACAGGGAAAUAACCUCAUAAAUGUAAUGACCGUGGAAAAGCAUUUUUCUAUAAGUUAUACUCAUAUCAAAACAAUUCACACAGGGCAGAAACCUUAUGAAUCUAAUGAGUGUGGAAAAGCCUUUAUAAAUCAUAUGUUAUAAAUCAUAGCUCAUAUCACACCAGAGAAUUCACACCGGGGAGAAACUUCAUGAAUGCAAUGACUGUAGAAAAGCCCUUGGCAAUAAGUCACAUCUCAGAAUGCAUCAGAAAAUUCACAUGAACAGAAACCUUUUGGACAUAAUGACUUGGAAAGCUUUUUCCCAUAAUUCAGCCCUCAUUGCACAUCAUCUAAUUCAUAUGGGGGAAAACACUUUGGAUAUAAUGCAUAUGGAAAAGCCUUUGUCCAUAAGUAACACCUCAUAAAACAUCACAUGUGGGAGAAACCUUAUGAAUGGAGUGAAUGUUGGAAAACUCUGCCAAAAUCACACAAUAUAACAUCAGAGAAUUUAUUACAUGGUGGAAAUCUUAUAAUAAAUGCGGGAAAGCCUUUUGUCAUAAGGAAUACCUCAUAACACAUGUAGAUCAAACAAGGGAGAGAACUUAAGAAUAUAAUGCAUGUGAAGGACUUUUUCCAAAAUCAAAAUAACCAUGUGACAGAGCCUUUUGCUGGAAAUUACAUCCCAUACAAUAGGCACUCCCAUAAGGAAGAAAGGUUGGGACCAUCACUGUGGCACAGUAGGUUAAAGCCCUGGCCUGAAAUGCCAGCAUACCAUGUGGGCACUGGUUCUAGUCCCAGUUGCUCCUCUUCUGAUCCAGCUCUCUGCUAUGGCCUGGGAAAGCAGUAGAAGAUGGCCCUGCACCCACAUGGGAGACCCAGAAGAAGCUCCUGACUCCUGGCUUUGGAUUGCUGCAGCUGCAGCCAUUGCAUCCAUCUGGGGAGUGAACUAGCAGAUGGAAGACCUAUUUCUGCUUCUCUGUCUCUGUAACUCUGUCUUUCAAAUAAAUAAAGUAAAUUGUUAAAAAAAAAAUGAAGUUCAGAAAUAUUAUUAGUGUGACAAAAAGCCAUUUGUCAGAAAUUGCAUUAUACAUCAGAAAAUUCACACAAGGGGUUUCUUAGGAGUGUAAUGAAUGUGGAAGUAUAUUUUCAUAGAAUUCAGGCUUGCAUAAAUAUGCAACUCAAAAAAGGUGAUAUCCUUUAAGUGCAAUAGACCUCAAAAAGCCAUAGCCAGAAAUUAAACAUCAGGCCAGCGCCAUGGAGCAGUAGGUUAAUGCUCCACCUGCUAUGCUGGCAUCCCAUAUGGGUGCCAGUUCUAGUCCCAGCUGCCCCUCUUCAAUCCAGCUCUCUACUGUGGCCUGGGAAAGCAGUAGAAGACAGCCCAAGUGCUUUGGCCUCUGCACCCACUUGAAAGACCAGGAAGAAGCACCUGGCUCCUGGCUUCAGAUCAGUGCAGCUCUGGCCAUUGUGGCCAUUUGAGGAGUGAACCAACAGAAGGAAGACCUUUAUCUCUGUCUCUCUCACUGUCUGUAACUCUACCUGUCAAAUAAAUAAAAAUCUUAAAAAACAAGAAAUUAAACAUCAACCAACACCAGAGAAUUCAUAUAGUAAAAUGUCAAUUUAAUGAAUGUGAAAAAAUUCUUCUGCCAUUAAUCAAUUCACAUGAAGAGACUCCGAAAUGAGAAAACAUACAUGCAUAGAAAAGUCGUGUACCAUAUGUCACCUCUCAAUGGUUACCUGACAACUCACAGAAAGAAAAAAUCCUGUGACUGUAUUGUAAUGUGAAAUACCUUUAUUAUUAGGCAGACUUCCACAAAACAUAGCAAGAUUACAGAGAGAAGUCCCUGAAAUAUAAUUUGUCUGGACGAAUUCUUUAGUGGAAUCACACCUUAGUGAGUAUUGGGCAGUUUUCAUGAUGAAUUGUGACAGAGAGUGGUUAACCGUUCUUCAGAAAUUUUUCUCUUAUUCAACCUGAACUUUUGGUUUCUCAUUAUUGUGAGUGGGAUCAAGUAUAUGAACUGAACUGUGCUCUAGUGUAAAUUUUGUUAAAUAAAUAUUUAAAAGUUGAGUAACAGUUAUUUGGAAUACCAUCUUCAUCAAUUACAAAGUUAUUUGUUUUAUAGCUGCUCUUUUGGCCACCCAGGAUUCUUUCCCCACAUUAUUGUAGUGCAAACCAGUGAUGUGACCAUAGGCAUAUCAAGUGACACAUGUUCCAGCCAUAAUAGUGUACCCUGGCUCUGGAUAAUAAGUGUUGUGUGCAACACAAGGGAAUGAGUUUGUGGUGACCUAUAUACCCAUGAGAAAUUUCAACUUAUCUGUGUGCACAUCUGGAUUAGACUCCACUACCCAAGGUCUAUUUGAAUAUGCAAGUAAAUGUUGCCACACACAUUACCCUCAUUCUUUAAAGGGACAACCUCAAACCCUAUAAGUUGCAACACUCAUCUGAAUUUUCCUGUAUUACUGAGUGCAUAAUGCCUUUUUCAUUCAUGAUGCCCCUUUUCUACCCUUUUUAAUUCUUUCCUAAUUGCCUUGUGACAAGAACAUGGAAUGAAGUCUAUCCAUGUGGUACCCAUUGCAAUAGAGAAGCAGGAGCAUAGGGGCGGAGCCAAGAUGGCAGAAUAGUGAGGGCGCGCACCGAUAGUCCGGGAAAAUUUAGUUUAAUAAAAGGGGAGUUACGGUAGCCGCAGAAAAAAGAACCAGGAAAAAAUUGCACGGGAAUCGUGAAUCGGAGGACCUACUGGGAGAACAAGGUCGCCCACCGCGCGGAAGCCAAGUCGUGGGACCGAGCCGCAUGCCACACAGACAACAGCGGGGAGCCUUGGGACGCUCAGGGCUCCGAGUCCACACAUCGGCGCUGGAAGGGGAGGUGAGCUCAAUAACCCGAGACAUUGGUGGGGAAACGGGGGUCAGAAUCUAGAGGGGGGCCGGAAAGUGCAGCAAACUCACUACCGGAAAGAAGGAAAAAAAAGCUUCGGGGUUUCUCUUCCCCCUAACCUUGCAAAGGUUACAAGGCUGCAAGGCUUGAAGAAUUCCCAAGAGACAAAGAGCAGGCCUCCUCUCUGGAUUUACAUAUCAAUGGGGGAGAGCUAAGGAACUGAGUCACUACAAUUCAGUAGCUUAGGCAACACAGUGGGAGUCCAGAGGAGCCAAAGACUGGAAGCUAAAUACCAUCAAUUCUGCACAGCCGUGCCCUGCGGUGUUACUUACCCCCUGAAUAAAUAAAAUAAAUAAAUAAAUAAAAAGAGAGAGAUUUACCACGCAUAACCUGAGGGUGUCACCUUUGCACACCCUUAACCAGGAAGAACCAGGCAGAGCUCUCAGGCCGCACCCAUCUCAAGCCUCCAAGGCACCUCCAACAGCAGGCAGUCCACUUAACACGGACACAGUAUAAAAAAAAAAAAAGAAAAAAAAACGCACAGUGACGCAAGAAGAAUUAACUAUGCCGAGUAACAAACACAGAAAUAGAGGGAGCAAGAUCAACGAUGACACUAUGAUGCCUCCAAAUAAGCAAAACACCCCAAGCCAAGAGUAUGAAGAUGAUGAGAUAGAAGAAAUGCAAGAUACGGAUUUCAAAAAAUUUAUGAUAAGAACAUUUAGAAGUUUUCAAAAGCAAAUCCUUGAACUACAGAAAUCCUUAAUGGACAAGAUUGAAAAUCUCUCUCAUGAAAACGAAAUUUUAAGGAAGAGUCAAAAUGAAACUCAGAAACUAGUAGAACAGGAAAGUGUUAUAGUGAAGAGAAAUCAAAAUGAAAUGAAGAGCUCAAUAGAUCAAAUGACAAACACAUUAGAAAGCCUUAAAAACAGAAUGGGUGAAGCAGAAGAGAGAAUAUCGGACUUAGAAGAUAGAGCACAGGAAAACAUGCAGUCAAACCAAAGAAAAGAAGAGGAAAUUAGAAACCUAAAAAAUAUUGUUGGGAAUCUACAGGAUACUAUUAAAAAAACCAACAUUCGAGUUCUAGGAGUUCCUGAAGGCAUGGAGAGAGAGAAAGGAUUGGAAGGCCUUUUUAGUGAGAUACUAGCAGAGAACUUUCCAGGUUUGGAGAAGGACAGAGAUAUCCUAGUACAGGAAGCUCAUAGAACCCCCAAUAAACAUGACCAAAAGAGAUCCUCACCACGACACGUGGUAAUUAAACUUACCACAGUGAAACAUAAAGAAAAGAUCCUAAAAUGUGCAAGAGAGAAACGUCAGAUUACUCUCAGAGGAU
Messenger RNA from Oryctolagus cuniculus (rabbit), 7188 nucleotides. RefSeq lists its product as uncharacterized. Lineage: Eukaryota; Metazoa; Chordata; Mammalia; Lagomorpha; Leporidae. The record is from RefSeq and is a predicted model, not a curated record. Gene Ontology annotation, biological process: regulation of transcription by RNA polymerase II. Gene Ontology annotation, molecular function: DNA-binding transcription factor activity; RNA polymerase II cis-regulatory region sequence-specific DNA binding.